CUUUUAAGUCUCUAAACUUUCUUGAGUUUGGAUUGUUCUAGUUUCUUUACUCAGAUUUUACUUCUCACAAAAUGGGAAGAAAGCCAUGUUGUGACAAGGUUGGAUUGAAACGAGGUCCAUGGACAAUCGAGGAGGAUCAUAAGCUCAUGAAUUUUAUCCUCAACAAUGGUAUUCAUUGCUGGAGAACUGUUCCAAAGCUUGCUGGGCUUCUGAGGUGUGGGAAGAGCUGCAGAUUAAGAUGGAUUAAUUAUCUUAGACCUGACCUUAAGAGAGGUGGUUUUUCAGAAACAGAGGAGGAUCAGAUCAUUCAGCUUCACGCGCAAUUAGGAAACAGGUGGUCUAAGAUAGCAUCACAUUUUCCUGGUCGAACGGAUAAUGAAAUCAAGAACCAUUGGAAUACAAGAAUCAAGAAGAAGCUAAAGUUGCUUGGAAUAGACCCUGUAACACACAAGCCUAUAGAACAAGCAGAGGAAAAAGGGAAUAAGGUUGAGUUGAAUUCUUCUAGCAAAGAAGAGAGCUUGGAGGUCAAGGCACAGGAUGACCAAGGCAAGAAACAGGAAAUUCAAGAACCAAACUUGGAUGAAACCAAUGAUCUUUUAAGCAACUUUGAGAUGAUGCUGGGUGGGAAUUUUGAUUUGGAGCAAUGGUUGGAACAAGAAACAAACACUUGUUCUUCUCACACUUCUUCAUUUUCCCUUGAAGAAUCGAACUCGAACAACCCUUCAACAAUGGAUGAUCAAUUUCCUUCAAUUCAACAGGACCCUCUGCAACAAUGGGUUGAAAGUGUGGAUUCUUUCCUCUCUUGGGACUGCUUCAAUCAACUAGCUGAAGAAAACAUUUUCCUCUUGGGAAAAUAGCUUGAUCAACUUUCCGAACAUACCCUUUUCUGCAUUGUUGAGAAAUAAAAUCUUUAGAAAAAG
Messenger RNA from Rubroshorea leprosula, 920 nucleotides. NCBI's taxonomy places the organism in Eukaryota, Viridiplantae, Streptophyta, Magnoliopsida, Malvales, Dipterocarpaceae. The record is from the annotation of a GenBank genome assembly.